Trypanosoma brucei brucei TREU927 is the source of this 612-nucleotide messenger RNA. RefSeq lists its product as hypothetical. Lineage: Eukaryota; Euglenozoa; Kinetoplastea; Trypanosomatida; Trypanosomatidae. The record is from RefSeq and is a predicted model, not a curated record. Bases 1 to 612 code for a protein of 203 amino acids. The transcript has a single exon.
AUGCGCUCUAAGAUGGAACUGUCAGUCCCACUGCUUCGCAUGCGGACCGGUGCAAAGCAUGAAAUUCCCUCGGCACUGCUACUAGUUGCUCAAGGUCUCGAGGCUGCGGCAAUGGAUUUUGCUUACGGUAUAGCACAGCAACCGUCCAUGCAAUCUUGGGCGGGUGAGGACCUUCUCAAGGACAUUGGACGACGUUCUGUCUUUCGAAUAUGGCGGUACGACGCUGGUGUUGGGUGUAGACCUCAUUACGAUCCUGGAAUUUGCACUGCGCUUUUGAAAGCUUCUGCUGGGGGGUUGGAAUUUGGCAAAUAUCCAUGCAGAAGCCAUGGUAAUGAUGAAAAUACAUUGCUGCAACCCGACUGGUUUCCUCCACAACUGCCGGUGGAUACUGCCGACACCAUGGUAUUGGCGGGGAACAUGACAGGGCUCCUAUCAAGAGGUGCGAUUCCCGCCGUGCUGCACCGCGUGCGCUCCGACUGGGCCGACCAUGUGGACUCCAAACGUUAUAGUCUCGUUGUAGAGCUACGCCCGGCGGAGCCUAACCGUUGGUAUAAACUACUUGGGCAUUGCAGCGUCGCUCACGGCUGCGUUUCUCUUAGAGGAUGCGGCUAA